Molecule: messenger RNA, 1548 nt
Organism: Cyprinodon tularosa
Lineage: Eukaryota; Metazoa; Chordata; Actinopteri; Cyprinodontiformes; Cyprinodontidae
Gene: wdfy1
Product: WD repeat and FYVE domain containing 1
Exons: 12
Coding region: 80-1312 (410 amino acids)
Molecular function (GO): protein binding; metal ion binding
Source: RefSeq, a predicted model, not a curated record
CCGGUAAUCCUCUAACGGCUCUGGGUGUCAGCUGAUCCUCCUCUGCUGGAGGAAAACAUUGGUGCUCGCUGGGAGAAACAUGGCGGCAGAGAUCCACUCCAGGCCCCAGGCGGCUCGGCCGGUCCUCCUCAACAAGAUCGAGGGACACUCGGACACCGUCAACGCGGCCGUUUUGAUACCGAAGGAGGACGGAGUGAUCACGGUCAGCGAGGACAGAACCAUCCGGGUGUGGCUGAAAAGGGACAGCGGUCAGUACUGGCCCAGCAUCUUCCACACAGUGUCCUCGCCGUGUUCCAGCAUGUCCUACCAUCAUGACAGCAGGCGCAUCUUCAUAGGCCAGGACAACGGGGCGGUGGUGGAGUUUCUCAUCUCUGAAGAUUUCAACAAGAUGAACCACGUUAAAACCUACCCAGCCCACCAGAACCGCGUGUCGGACAUGGCGUUCUCCCUGGACAGCGAGUGGCUGGUCAGCACGGGACACGACAAGAGCGUCAGCUGGAUGUGCACCCAGAGCGGCAGCAUGCUGGGGCGACACUACUUCAGCUCCUGGGCGUCCUGCCUGCAAUACGACCACGACACGCAGCACGUCUUCGUGGGAGAUUACUCUGGACAGAUCACUCUGCUGAAACUGGAGAAGCAGACGUACUCCACCGUCACCACGCUGAAGGGCCACGAAGGAAGCAUAGGAGCCCUGUGGUGGGACCCGGUCCAAAGGCUGCUGUUCUCAGGGGCCUCGGACCACAGCAUCAUCAUGUGGGACAUCGGGGGCCGGAAGGGACGGACUCUGCUUCUCCAGGGACAUCACGAGCGCGUCCAGGCGCUGCGUUUCCUCCAGUUCACCAGGCAGCUGCUGUCCUGCUCGGCCGACGGCGGCAUCGCGGUGUGGAACAUGGACGCCCGCAGAGAGGAGGCGCCGCAGUGGUUGGACAGCGACUCCUGUCAGAAGUGUGAGCAGCCAUUCUUCUGGAACAUCAAGCAGAUGUGGGACACUAAGACCCUGGGACUGAGACAGCACCACUGCAGGAAGUGUGGGAAGGCGGUGUGCGGGAAAUGCAGCUCCAAACGCUCCACCUUCCCAAUCAUGGGCUUCGAGUUCCCGGUGCGCGUGUGCGACGCCUGCUUCGACUCCAUCAAAGAGGAAGAUCGGGCGCCGCUGGCCACCUUCCACGAGGGGAAACACAGCAUCGCCCGCAUGGACAUGGACCCGUCCAGAGGCCUGAUGGUCACCUGUGGAAGCGACCGCAUCGUUAAGAUCUGGGACAUGACACAGGUGGUCGGCAGUGGCUUAGCAACAGGCUUCUCCCCGCGCUGAUUGGCUCGGACCACUACACCCCACCCCACAGCCCCACCCUCUUCUUUCUGCUUCCUGACGGUCGACAGAGACUCUGACUGAUGUGGACUUUUGUUCUGGUCUCAAACAGAACCCGAAGCACAAUGAAUGAAUGAAUGAAUGAAUGAAUGUCAGUGUGAGUGUGUGUGGCGGGGGGGCUAAUGUUUACACUGCAGUCAUCCCAUUACUCUUUGAUAAAGGUCUUUUUUCCCCAUAAA